This is a messenger RNA of Varanus komodoensis (Komodo dragon), 7713 nucleotides long. It is a transcript of the gene PIK3C2B, whose product is annotated as phosphatidylinositol-4-phosphate 3-kinase catalytic subunit type 2 beta. The record is from RefSeq and is a predicted model, not a curated record. Gene Ontology annotation, molecular function: 1-phosphatidylinositol-4-phosphate 3-kinase activity; 1-phosphatidylinositol-3-kinase activity; phosphatidylinositol binding. The transcript is spliced from 33 exons. Gene Ontology annotation, biological process: phosphatidylinositol-3-phosphate biosynthetic process; phosphatidylinositol-mediated signaling; phosphatidylinositol 3-kinase/protein kinase B signal transduction. Lineage: Eukaryota; Metazoa; Chordata; Lepidosauria; Squamata; Varanidae. Bases 1558 to 5703 code for a protein of 1381 amino acids. Gene Ontology annotation, cellular component: cytoplasm; plasma membrane; phosphatidylinositol 3-kinase complex.
AUGAUUGAGGUGUUUAAAAUUAUGCAUGGUGUGGAGAAUGUAGAGUAGAAGAAAUUUUUCUCCCUCUCUCCUAACACUUGAAUCUGGGGUGCAUGCAGGAAGCUGAUUGGUGGGAGAUCUGGGACACCGAAAAGGAAGUACUUUUUCCCUGCCACAGGAAGUAGUGAUGGCCACCAAUUUGGAUGGCCUUAAAAGGGGAAGAACAAAUUCCCAUGUGUAACUUCCAUUAUCAGGGGCAGUAUGCCUGCAUAAGCGAGUUGCUAAGGAGGUUGGGCAGGAGCAGGUCUUGCAGUCAUCCUGCUCGAGGUAUCCUGUGGGCAGCUGGUUUGCCGCUGUGUGUAGAGAGUGCUGGAUGAGAGGAACCUCUGGUCUGAUCAAGCAUGGCUUUUCUUGUGUUCCUACGAUCCACAUAAUUUUCUUAAGGUUCUAAACCACCCUUCCAAAUUUGGUGCCUUCCAGAAGUUUUGGACUACAGCUUCCAUCACAUCCUGCUAUUGUCUAUGCUGACUGGGGUGAUGGGAGUUGUAGCCUAAAACAUUUGAAGGGUAUUGUAAUUAGGAAGGCUGUUCUGUUAUCUUCAAAUAGAAGAUUCCAUCAAAUAAGGAAUCUUCUGCCAUGCACUCAAAUAUAGGAUUGUCCUUUGUAGAAUCUGACACCUGGCCACCCUAAACUUUGAGACAAAAAGCCCUCCUCCCUUUUUUUCUCACCACAAUAAAAGAAAACACAACCCUUGUCAAAAAAACAACAGCUAAAAGCCACCUCUUCUGGGAGCAGCCUCUUAUUUUGUUUAUACCAGAAAUCAGCAACCCCAGUAAUUCACACUCGCACAACAGGUCUGUUGCAAUCAUAGCGGCUGUUGGCACAGAACAGAAGAAUCACGAGCUCCUUGUCAAUAAAUAAGGUAAUAAAUCUUGCCUUCAUACAGAUUAACAUGUUGUUUAAGCCCAGCUGCAGCUACAGCUGUAAUGCUGCCUUUGCAUGCCAACAAAGCUCCCAUCGAAGGAGCAUUCGGUGUCUCACUUGCACCUUGCCUGUCCUGAAACUUCCUGCCAUACACCAGCUGCCGUGAUGACCUGCUGCAGAAAGGAAGGGCUAGUCUGUAGUAGGGCUGUCGUGCUAUUUAUAUGAUCCACACAACAGCAGUCCAAAGGCAGCGUGUGCAGUAAAAAGGUUUUCCCAAAAGACAUGUGCCCAUCCUGGCUGUCAGAGCUCCAGUUUCCCAGAAGCAACAGCUUCUGAAAUGUCACACGGCCCACAGAAAACGAACAACCAGCAAGAAAGGAACAGUGUGACAGUCUUGUUUCCUAUUAGUAUGCGAGGAUCAGAAAUACUUCCUGCAGUGCAUCGUCGCUUUUUCUCCUCAGCUCUUCUAGUAGGAAUUCUCCACCCUUUUGCUACAUAGCAGGAUUCUCAGCAAAAGCGUGGGGACACCAGAACAUUCUGGGCUGGACACUGGGGAUGGUCUUUACCCACUGAUCUGGGGUUGGGACUUGGUCAUGGCAUAGUUUUUGGAUAUAAGAGUGGAUGACAAAUACUUCUGGAAUCUAAAGGAUAUAAAUGCAAACAAGUUUUCCAGCAUUGCUAAAGUCCCCGGGAGACAUGUUGUCAGAAGCUGAUGGCAGAAGUUAUUUUGCACCAGUGUGGUCUAAAGAGGCAGAAUAUCUACAACAACCUUCCCCAAACUGUUGCUAUCCAAGUGUGUUGAACUACAACUCCCAUCAUCCCAAGCCAGCCACUUCUCGACAUCAUCCUGUAGCCAAUGGCUAUGAGCUCUUCGAGGUUUCAGAGGAGAAAGAUGAAGAGGUUGCUGCCUUCUGCCAUAUGCUGGAUGUAUUGAGAUCUGGCUACAGUACAAAGGAUUACUCUCUUACUGGUUAUGUCUGGAGCAGUGUCAACCUCAGCCCUGAACACCUUGGCCACGGAAUCAGCUUGAAAGUGACUGUGGUUUAUGACAGCCUACAGGAGCCUCUCACCUUCACCUGUGACUGUUCCUCAACAGUAGACUUGCUUAUCUAUCAGACACUGUGUUAUACUCAUGAUGAAUUGCGUGGCAUCGAUGUGGAUGAUUUUGUACUCAAACUGUGUGGCCUGGAGGAAUUUCUGCAAAACAAACACCCACUGGGAAGUCAUGAAUACAUCCAGCACUGCAGGAAGUUUGAUAUCGACAUCCGGCUGCAGCUGAUGGAGCGGAAAGCUGUGCGCAGCAAUUUGGCUAGAACGGUGAAUGAUGAUCAGAGUUCUUCAACACUCAACCACUAUAUUCACCUCCAGGAGAGGCCGAUUAAACAGACCAUCACCAGGCAAGCGCUGAGCCUUCUGUUUGAUACUUUCCACAAUGAGGUUGAUGCAUUCCUUGCAGCUGAGGGAGACUUCCAGCCGAAGGCAGAACGGGUAAUCCAGUCUGUCAUGGCCAUUUGCAAUGCUUUGGCUGCUGUAGAGUCCCAGGAGAUCACAGGAGCCUUGAAUCAGCUGCCACCCUGUCCAUCUCGCAUGCAGCCCAAAAUCCAGAAGGAUCCAAAUGUUUUGGCCAUAAGGGAAAAUAGAGAAAAGGUGGUGGAGGCUUUGACAGCCUCCAUCUUGGAUCUGGUAGAACUCUACUGCAACACGUUCAAUGCAGACUUCCAGACGGUGGUACAUGGGAACAGAAAGCAUUAUCUCUCCCAAGAGGCCCGGCUUCUCUCCUGCCCCCUUUCCUUUACUGUCUAUGCCACUCAUCGCAUACCCAUCACCUGGGCUGCAAGCUAUGAAGAUUUCUACCUCUCCUGUUCGCUAAGCCACGGUGGCAAGGAGCUCGGGGGCCCCCUGCAGACCAGAAAAGCUCACGUGUACAAGUACCUUUUCCAUCUCAUCAUCUGGGACCAGAAGAUUUGCUUCCCAAUUCAAGUGAAUUGCCUGCCACGAGAGACUCUGCUGACAGCCACACUCUAUGCCAUUCCAGUUGCACCUCCUGGGAGCUCUUCAGAGACAAACAAGCAGCGGCGCAUCCCAGAGGCUUUGGGCUGGGUCACCACCCCACUUUUCAACUUCCGGCAGGUCUUGACCUGUGGACGGAAACUGCUGGGUUUGUGGCCAGCAACUCAAGGCCCCUCUAGUGCCCGGUCAAGUGCUCCCAACUUCAACCAGCCUGACAGUGUUAUUCUGCAGAUUGACUUCCCUAGCUCAGCAUUUGAAGUCAAGUUUACCAGCCCGCCAGCAGCAGAGUUCAGUCCCACAUACAACUUCAGCAGUCUCUUUGAGGGAGACCAGCAGAAGCUGAAGGAGGUGAUGCAGAAGGAAUCAUUCUAUUGGCUAACAGAUGCUGACCGGAAGCGGCUUUGGGAGAAGCGCUAUUACUGCCACUCUCAGCCAGGCUCGCUGCCUCUUCUGCUCGCUAGUGCUCCAAGCUGGGAAUGGGCCUGCUUGCCUGACAUCUAUGCCCUACUGAAACAAUGGACACACAUGAACCACCAGGAUGCCCUUGGGCUUCUACAUGCUGCGUUCCCAGAUCAGGAGGUGAGGAGGACAGCUGUGCAAUGGAUUGAUUCCAUAUCCGAUGCUGAGCUCCUGGAUUAUCUGCCCCAGCUGGUACAGGCCCUCAAAUAUGAAUGCUACCUCGACAGCCCUCUAGUGCGGUUUCUUAUGAAGAGAGCCAUCUGUGACCUGAGGAUUACCCACUAUUUCUUCUGGUUGCUGAAGGAUGGCCUUAAGGAUUCCCAGUUCAGCAUCCGUUACCAGUAUCUGCUGGCAGCUCUGCUGUGCUGCUGUGGGAAGGGCUUGCGAGAAGAGUUUGACCGCCAGUGCUGGCUUGUUAACACCCUGGCUAAGUUGGCUCAGCAGGUCCGUGAGGCUGCUCCAUCAUCUAGACAGGCCAUCCUUCGUGAGGGGCUGGAAGAUGUAAAGCAGUUCUUCAGCGUCAGUGGCUCCUGCCGCCUACCACUAAGUCCCAGCCUGCUCGUGAAGGGGAUUGUGCCCAGGGAUUGCUCCUAUUUCAACUCCAAUGCUGUCCCUCUGAAGCUCUCCUUCCAGAAUGUGGACCCUCUUGGAGAGAAUAUCCGUGUCAUCUUUAAGUGUGGAGAUGAUCUCCGGCAGGACAUGCUAACUUUGCAGAUGAUUCGCAUCAUGAACAAGAUCUGGGUGCAAGAAGGUUUGGACAUGCGCAUGGUCAUAUUCCGUUGUUUUUCCACCGGCCGUGGCAGGGGGAUGGUGGAGAUGAUCCCCAAUGCAGAAACCUUGAGAAAGAUCCAGGUAGAGCAUGGUGUGACAGGCUCCUUCAAGGAUCGUCCCCUUGCAGACUGGUUACAGAAGCACAAUCCCAAGGAGGAUGAAUAUGAGAAGGCAGUAGAGAACUUCAUCUACUCAUGUGCUGGCUGCUGUGUAGCCACUUAUGUGCUGGGAAUCUGUGACCGGCACAAUGACAACAUUAUGCUGAAGACCACAGGACACAUGUUCCACAUUGAUUUUGGCAGGUUUCUGGGCCAUGCCCAAAUGUUUGGCAACAUCAAGAGGGACCGGGCUCCUUUUGUCUUCACAUCGGACAUGGCUUAUGUCAUCAAUGGCGGCGACAAGCCCUCCAGUCGCUUCCAUGACUUUGUGGACCUCUGUUGCCAGGCUUACAACCUGAUUCGCAAGCACACCCACCUCUUCCUCAAUCUUCUGGGCCUGAUGCUGUCCUGUGGGAUCCCUGAGCUUUCUGACCUUGAAGACCUAAAGUACGUCUAUGAUGCACUGAGACCACAGGACUCAGAGGCAGAUGCCACCACUUAUUUCACCAGGUUGAUAGAGUCCAGCUUGGGAAGUGUAGCCACAAAGCUUAACUUCUUCAUUCACAACUUGGCACAGAUGAAAUUCACAGCCUCUGACUCCCGGCCAACGCUUUCCUUUGCUCCUCGUGUGUAUACCCUCAAGAUGUCCAGCCGAAUCCUUGAUGUUUUCCUCUGCCGCCAUGAAAAAGUCUUCAAUCCCAGCAAGGGCUACAUAUAUAUCGUGAAGGUGGUACGAGAGGCUCCCUCUGAGGUCACAUAUAUCCAGCGAACCUUUGAAGAGUUCCAAGAGCUGCACAACAAGCUGCGCCUCAUCUUCCCCUCCUUGCAUCUCCCCAGUUUCCCUAGCAGGUUUGUGAUUGGACGGUCACGAGGAGAGGCAGUGGCUGAGAGGAGGAAAGAAGAACUAAAUGGUUACAUUUGGCAUCUGAUUCAUGCAACCCCGGAGGUGGCUGAGUGUGAUCUGGUGUAUACAUUUUUCCACCUCCUUCCACGGGAUGAAGUUUCUGCAGGCACCAACCCAGCCCCAAAGCCUGCAGAUGCAACGUGGGCCCAACCUAUUGGAAAAGUGGGAGGGGAGGUGAAGCUAUCCAUCUCCUACAAGAACAAUAAGCUCUUUAUCAUGGUGAUGCACAUUCGAGGACUGCAGCCUAUUCAGGAUGGUAGUGACCCUGACCCUUAUGUUAAGAUCUACCUUCUGCCUGAUCCUCAGAAAACCACCAAGAGGAAGACCAAAGUCGCUCGAAAAACCUGCAAUCCAACUUACAAUGAAAUGCUUGUCUAUGAUGGGAUUCCUAAAGGAGACCUCCACCAGCGGGAGCUGCAUCUGAGUGUCCUGAGCGAAGAAGGCUUUUGGGAGAACAUCCUCCUUGGGGAGGUCAUUAUCAGACUACGGGACCUGGAUCUGACACAGGAGAAGAUGGGCUGGUUUGAAUUGGGCUCAAGGAGCCAUGGGACCAUGUGAAGAACAGCCAGGCAGCUGCAGUAGCUUUGGAAUCACUCUGGCCCCAUGGGACUUCCUGCAAAAUUGGUGCAUGUUCCAGGAGUUGUAUCCUGGUCUAUCUGAAAGGAUUUCGUUUCCUGAAAAUAAGAAGGAUGGAAAUAUUGUUUCCCUGCAAAUGAAGAGUUAAUUUCCUGUGGAGAGUGAGCAUUUUUGGGGUAGAGUCAUGAUUGGAAGUUCUUUUAUGACUUGAAAUGGCUGCCAUAGACUUGUCUUCUUUAAACAUUUACCUUGUGUCAAGGGAGCAAUGACUUAUGGUGGGGGAGGAAUAAAAUGUUAGGGGCUUUUUUCCCCUUUGGGAUAUUUUAAAUUGAAAAUUAAAAAACAAACAAACAAACAAUUUGACUCCAAAUGUUGGGUGGAGUCCGGAUGGAGAAAGAACUUUAUAAUGUGGGGCAUAUCAUCAAUGAAGUUCUUACUGGACCUUUACAAAUGUGUUUUUUUAUUUUUAAAGGAAUGUUUGCAUAAGAACAGGGUGUGAAGGAAGAUCUUUGGAGAGAGUAUGAAUGGUAGAUUAAACCCUUAUCUCUGGGAUAGGAGCUGGUGUGCUCCAACUCAAGCCAUCUUGGAGAAUUUGCUUCCAAAGGAGAGCUAUGUAACUUGUACAUGUGUAGAACCUAGAAUUUCUGUUUUCCUACUAGGAGAUGUAACCUAGAAGGCAUGUUCUGUUGGACUAAUGUCUGGACUUAUCUGAGGAAGGCAGAAGGCAACUGUAUUCCUCUUGAUUUCAAAUGUGCUUAAACAAAGGCUUUGACUGUAGCAAGUGUCUAAGAGCAGUGUGUUGCUUCCACUUCCUGUUUCCUGUUCUGAUUUUCCUGUCAAAUUUGAGUUCUUUUGGCCAGUUUGCAGAGCUGAAUCUAAUGGGAUAAGUUGUGUGCUCAGCCUUGGAAGCAGAGUGACUUUCCUGGACACAAGGCGGGAUGCAUCUGCCUUGACUCACCAAAAUUGUGACUGGAGGACUGGUUCUUUGAGAGAGCUAAACACCUAGUAAUAGUCAAGGUGUUUGGUGUGUGGUUACUUCUUUCCUGGUUACCUAACUCCCAUUGACUAAAAUGCAGGUUGCAUUAGUUAGCCUUAACGCCAUCACAGGUGACCUUCUUCAGUGUCAUCUUUGUCUUUUCUUCUAAAACAGUGGGAGGGAAGCAGGGAGUAAAACUAAGUUGCCGGGCAACGAGUUAAAAGUUUGUCUGGUAUUUGUCACUGAGCACCCGUAAUUCCUCAAAGCUCGUGUGUGCACUAACUGCGUUGCAGCACCUCCUGUAGAUCGGGUAGCCAAGGGCAAUUUAUUUGUGGUCCUUCUCCCCCCCUCCCACCUUUGAAAAGUAAAACUUCGUAGAAAACAAUGUGGGGAUAGGGAAAUUAUCAACUUUAAAACUUUUUCUCUUUACAGCUAUAUAAAGACCAGAUUGUUGUUGUCGUUGUUGUUGUUGUUUUUGAAAAUAAUUUUAAAUAAUUAAUAAAUGAUUUUUUGUCCUGUUUGGAUAUUGCCAUUUGCCUCCCUGAAUAAAAGAGCGCUUCAUCGUGGGAGAAGGGCUCAUCUUUCCACAUCCCACGCAAGAGUCUUGGAAUUUCAGACCUACCCCGCUGCCUUCUUCAUCUACCAGCCCUUGAGGGCUUGCUUGUUUACAGUGGGAACUCCCUAAGUGAUUAAACAUUUCUCAGGAUUGAAGUUUUAAAAAUAUUGUAUCUGACAGGUGAUAUGUUCUGAAGUAAACAUGGUUGGGUGGAAGGGCCUUCUUUUCACCCUUCUCCAGACUGAGGAUAGGUUGAAGGGAGUAUUUCAUUUAUCUGGACAAUGAUGCAGGUGACUUUCAGAGAGGUGACUGUAAGAGGGAACCUUGGCCAUGUUCUCUGGUUAUGUCAUCUGUCCUAUAGGAAAUGAGGUAGAGAUGGCACCUUAUGGAUACUUGUAUCUUUCUCAGUUGUAAAACUAUGGCAUUGAUUAAAAAUGAAUAAAAAAGAAAUGGAAUUCAA